Molecule: messenger RNA, 2798 nt
Organism: Indicator indicator
Lineage: Eukaryota; Metazoa; Chordata; Aves; Piciformes; Indicatoridae
Gene: REEP5
Product: receptor accessory protein 5
Exons: 5
Coding region: 38-607 (189 amino acids)
Source: RefSeq, a predicted model, not a curated record
UGUGGAGGGAGUAGAAGGUGCCUGCGACGGCCUCGCCAUGACCGCGGCGAUGAGGCAAAGGUUUGACCGGUUCCUGCACGAGAAGAACUGCAUGACCGCCGUGCUCGAGCAGAUCGAGAGCAAGACGGGCGUGAACCGCACCUACAUCGCCACUGCCAUCGUCGGCGUGGUGGCCGUGUACUUGGUGGUUGGCUACGGCGCAUCCCUGCUCUGUAACGUCAUCGGCUUCGGCUACCCUGCCUACGUCUCAAUCAAGGCCAUUGAAAGUCCCAACAAAGAUGAUGACACACAGUGGCUGACUUACUGGGUUGUGUAUGGUGUUUUCAGCAUAGCAGAAUUCUUUUCCGAUAUCUUUCUGUCAUGGUUUCCUUUCUACUACAUGAUAAAGUGUGCCUUCCUGUUGUGGUGCAUGGCUCCAAGUCCUUCUAAUGGGGCAGAGUUUCUCUAUCACCGAAUUAUCCGACCUUUCUUUCUGAAGCACGAAGCUCAGCUUGACAGCGUUGUUAAAGACCUGAAAGACAAGGCUGCAGAGACUGCAGAUACCAUCACUAAAGAAGCCAAGAAAGCAACAGUGAAUUUACUGGGUGAAGAAAAGAAGAGCACUUAAACUAUCAACUGGAUAAAGUCUCCUUGCCACCUCCUAUAUGAAGCUUGAUGUUACUGGGAACUGCGGUAUAAUUUUAAUAAUAUUGCCUUGGAAACAUUUUGAUAUAUUAAAGGAAUGUGUUGCAAGUGUGCUUACUGCUUUCCUGUGUCUGUAUAGAAAGUAAGCAUUUUUAUUUAAAAACAGCGCAGUGGGCAGCAUCCAAAGUUUAACGAAAAUAUUUCAUUCAUCUUCAUGCAGAAGUCAUCUUUUAGUAAUCUCUUUCUCCAGUUACAUAAAUAAAAAGUAUAUAUCCGACAGCCUCUGCAAUUCAGUUCUCUGUGUGUGUAAUUACUGGUAACACUUUGACAGUUGCGCAUCUGGUAACAUUAUAUAAUAUUGUAUACAGAAAAUACCUAUCUGAAGAGGUUUUCUUGAAUGUACAGGGAAUUAUUGUGAGAGAUAGCAUAACAGAUGUACUACCUACCAAUGAAGUUGUAAAUAAUGAAAUUACAUAGUCUAGACACCUGAAGAUAGAGAUUAUAUCACUGUUGCAUGUUUCGCUGUAACACAGUAUUUAGUAGAGUGUGUAUUAAAUGGAUAGGUACUAAAUGUAGGAAAGAGUAACUUCAUUCAUGUGAUCAAUCUUAUAUUACCAGAAGUAAUUUGCCAGAAAUUGAUGCAUUAAAUUAGCACAAUAUUAGCAUAAGAUGACAAAAGUACAACUCCUUGCCUUUUCUUGCUAAAUAAAGCUAUCAUCUAAAAUUGUUAGAGUGCCUUUUAAGACUACACUCCAAAGCACAAGCUUAUGCUAAGGAUCUUGCAAAUACUUUUUUCCUAAAGGCCUGUUAAAAUACUACCUGCCUUGGGUGUCAUUCCCCAGAACCACAAUAUUAGUGGGAUAGUCUAUAAACCACAUGAACUUUUUCUGCUCAUAAAAAUCUGCAAUUCCUUUUGACUGUACUAAGAAUAAUUUUGCAUGAGCAGUGAAAUUUCCUGAAUAGAGAUGCUAUUGUCAUUCUUUGAUAUAUUCCUCACCAAUACAAAGUAAGUUGUUAAGAGAAUAAACACUUUUUUCAAGAAGUGGAAAACAAUAUUUUUUUUUUUAAGACCUGAAUCUGUAUUUGCUCCUUCACACUACAGGAUUGUCAACACAUUCAGCAUCAGUUACUGAAAUCUGACUGAUCUCUGUUUCUUUAAAGCUUGCAGUAAUACUGUGGCAGUUCUUAACUUAACUCACAAAACAUUCAAAUGGUAAGUUUAAGAUUUUGAAUAUGAUAAAAAGUGAUUUCUAGUCCACAGUCCUAAAUUCAGAAGAUAUUUUUACCUUAAAACAGAUUUCUGGCUUUUUUGCUCUUUGGCAUUUUGUUUGUUUUGUUAGAAGUCGGUAUAUAAAUAUUCACUGUAAAUUUUCAUGUAAGAACUGCAAAAGAAUGAAACUCUGCAACUCAUCAGGUCAGUUUUAAGUUUGAGAGACAGGUAUUGUAAGCAGACGUGUAAGUGUCUGAGAGAAAAGAAAGCAUUUUAAGCUGGAAAACACAGGCCUUACAGCUGUUAAUUUGGACAAGGAAGCAGAAGACCCACUGCACCAUUUUCUAUAGGAAAUCAUAGGUUGUGUUUUAAAUACCAGUAACUCUCUAUAUAGCAGCCAUGUGGCCAGUGUAGUGUGGUUUCACCUCUUGAAAUAAUACUUUAUUUGAUUUAGGUACAUAGUACUACAUAAUUUUCUUCUCUAAAAGAUGCUGAGAAGACUUACCAAGCCUCACAAGGUCUGUAGUAGAGACAGGACUUAUUUUUCAUUUCUCAUACUACUCAACAGUUCUUCCACUGUAAUAAUGGGGAUAAAGCCUUUAUAGUUAAGCAUUUAAACAUUUUGUUGCAUCUCUUUUAGGACUUGAAGUUAAGCUUUUAAACAACAUCUUAUGUUAACCAGCAGCUAAAUUCAGUGCUCCUUUAUCAGAUUUCUACUUGCAGUAGAUAGAUUGACCAUCUGUUGUUACCAGAACUUCAUCUUGUUUACCUUUCUGUGCCAGUAAAAAUGACUGAAUUUCUGCAGCAAGUUACCCUUUCCUGCAGGUACCUUCACUGAGCUGGACCCACAGAUCUGUGCUCUUUGCAGAGUCGUCUUCACAAAUGUUGGUACACACAUUUACUCCAUAUUUGUUCUGAGGUUGUAAUGUGCUAAAUAAAAAUAGACACAAAUAAAGAUACUAUU